AUGCAUACCAUAGCCUAUCCAAAAGCCAUUGUACCGCGAUACACCCACGGUGAUGAGGAAGCUGCAUUUGUGGAUGUUGAAUUGAAUGACAAGUCGCAACAACAACAAGGAUUAAACAUUGCAACGGAUGACUUGAGAAAGUUCAUUGGAUAUGGUGGGGAUUAUGGUGGUCGACCUAUGCGAUUAUCAAGACUUGACACAAGUACCAGUAGUAGCAGCUAUCACAAACAACAAGGUGUCUACGAGGACGAUGAUGACGAUGAUGAUGAUGAUGGCUAUGACGAUGCCGUGAUUCUCAAUGUACCUGAAGGACCUACGAUUUGGGAAGCAACCAAGGAAGGUGAUGUGUCCUUGGUGGUACGUGCACUUGAAAUGGCGGGCGAUAAUGCAAACACACUUGUCAAUACGCGUGAUCCUGAUACACAAUCGACCUUGCUGUAUCUAGCCGUGACGCAUAAUAAGGAUCCCGUGCCUUUACUCAAAGUGCUCUUAGCCUAUGGCGCUGACGCCACUUUACCCAAUGUCUAUAGUGUGCAAGCCAUCCAUGCCUUAGCCGUCCAUUGUAGCCAUCGUUCGAUAUUGGAAGCCUUGCAGCUAUUGCUUGAUAAUGAAGCCGAUGUCAAUGCACGCGACGGAGAUGACUGGACACCCUUACACUAUGUGGCACGCUUUGUGCGCGAUGAGUCUACGCUUUUACCAGCACUGCGACUCCUUGUCCAACGUGGUGCUCACGUCAAUGCAACGGAUGCCAGCCAAAAAUCACCCUUGUUUGCCCUUGUAGCCAAUGGCGACCAUGCAGCGUCUCUUGAUUGGCUUAUUCAUAGAGCAGGUGCCAACAUUGGAUUACAAGCCCAGUUUUUAGAUCCUCGAGCACGAAGCACGUUUUUGGGUACGGCCGUUCUUCAAGCAGCUAAAUACGCACGUGUGGGAUGCUUGCAAGUUCUUGCGCGUGCACACAUGACCCAUCUCAAAGAAAGCGUAUCACGUACUGAAUGUGAACAAGCCGUACAAUGGAUCUUGGAUAACAAACGUUGCAAUGAAGCUACGAGGGAUGAGAUGAUUCAAGCUGUAUUUUCCAUUCGACGUCGACUUGAAGAGGAUCCUAAUUCGGCUGUUGCCAUUGAACGUCGUCGUACCAGUGUUUACGUUCCAUCCAAAAGACAAUCUUUGCUCAGCAGCCUUCGUCGUAGUAGUACGAUGACUGGCAGUAGCAGUAAUAAUAAUAGUAGUAGAGGCAUUAGUAAUAUUAGUUAUAGUAGUAGUAAUCAUGAUCAGCAGCAGCAGCAGCAGCAAUACGUACAACGUACACCCAGUCUUUUAAGGCGGAUGAGCCACAUUUUGUCAAGGCAACGGACAACCACACUUGAUAGUAUUGCGUAA
Lichtheimia ornata is the source of this 1380-nucleotide messenger RNA. RefSeq lists its product as uncharacterized. The transcript has 3 exons. Lineage: Eukaryota; Fungi; Mucoromycota; Mucoromycetes; Mucorales; Lichtheimiaceae. The record is from RefSeq and is a predicted model, not a curated record. Gene Ontology annotation, molecular function: protein binding. The coding region runs from base 1 to 1380 and encodes 459 amino acids. Gene Ontology annotation, cellular component: nucleus; cytoplasm.